Messenger RNA from Sorex fumeus (smoky shrew), 4234 nucleotides. RefSeq names its product polyhomeotic homolog 3 (gene PHC3). Gene Ontology annotation, cellular component: PRC1 complex; nucleus. The record is from RefSeq and is a predicted model, not a curated record. The coding region runs from base 257 to 3208 and encodes 983 amino acids. The transcript is spliced from 15 exons. NCBI's taxonomy places the organism in Eukaryota, Metazoa, Chordata, Mammalia, Eulipotyphla, Soricidae. Gene Ontology annotation, molecular function: protein binding; zinc ion binding.
AAAAAGAAAAAAAGAAAAAAAGAAAAAAAAAAGAAUCGCUCUUUUGUGCCAGGUCUCGCAGCGUGACGCGACGGUGCGGCCGCCGCUGCUGCCACGCGUCCGUGUCGCCCGGCCUCGCUGGCCCGCGCUGGUCCCGGAGCCGCUUCCUGUAGGGUCCGCGCCCGAGGGACCCCGGCCGAGCCAGGCGACACCCUCACCGCCACCGAGUCCGGUCCCGGCGCUGCUCCCUCGCCAACUUAAGGACCACAGUACAGCUAUGGAUACUGAACCAAAUCCUGGAACAUCUUCUGUGUCGACAACAACCAGUAGUACCACCACCACCACCAUUACCACUUCCUCCUCUCGAAUGCAGCAGCCGCAGAUCUCUGUCUACAGUGGCUCGGACCGACAUGCUGUACAGGUAAUCCAACAGGCCUUGCAUCGCCCCCCCAGCUCAGCUGCUCAGUACCUCCAGCAGAUGUACGCGGCCCAGCAGCAGCACCUGAUGCUGCACACGGCGGCCCUCCAGCAGCAGCACCUGAGCAGCUCGCAGCUUCAGAGCCUGGCCGCCGUUCAGGCAAGUUUGACCAGUGGAAGACCACCUACAUCUCCUACAGGAAGUGUCACACAGCAGUCAAGCAUGUCUCAGACAUCUAUCAACCUCUCCACUUCUCCUACACCUGCACAGCUAAUAAGCCGUUCCCAGACUUCCAGUUCUACCAGCGGCAGUAUUACCCAACAGACCAUGUUACUAGGGAGUACCUCCCCAACCCUGACGGCAAGCCAAGCUCAGAUGUAUCUCCGAGCUCAAAUGCUGAUUUUCACACCCGCUACCACUGUGGCUGCUGUACAGUCUGACAUUCCUGUUGUCUCGUCGUCACCGUCAUCUUCCUGUCAGUCUACAGCUACUCAGGUUCAGAAUUUAACUUUACGCAGCCAGAAGCUGGGUGUAUUAUCUAGCUCACAGAAUGGUCCGCCAAAAAGCACUAAUCAAACUCAGUCAUUGACCAUUUGUCAUAAUAAAACAACAGUGACCAGUUCUAAAAUCAGCCAACGGGAUUCUUCUCCGGAAAGUAGUAAGAAAGGAGAAAGCCCAAGCCUGGAAUCCAGAAGCACAGCCGUCACCAGGACUUCAAGUAUUCACCAGUUAAUAGCACCAGCUUCAUACCCUCCAAUUCAGCCUCAUCCUCUCAUAAAACAUCAGCAGAUCCCUCUUCAUUCGCCGCCUCCCAAGGUUUCCCACCAUCAGCUGAUCCUGCAGCAGCAGCAACAGCAAAUUCAGCCGCUCACCCUUCAGAGUCCGAUUCAAGACCCGCCUGCAUCCCAGCACUGCCUGCCACUCGCCAACCAUGGCCUUCCUGCAGCCUCCAGUAACGCCCCGUCACAGCACUGCUCGCCGAUUCAGAGCCACCCGCCUCCCUUAACACUGUCCCCGACCCAGUCUCAGUCAGCACAGCAGUCGGUAGUGGUGUCUCCCCCGCCACCUCAUUCCCCCAGCCAGUCUCCGACCAUCAUCAUUCACCCGCAGGCCCUUAUCCAGCCACACUCGCUGGUGUCACCAACUCUCCAGUCAGGGCCAAGUCUGCAGCAGACCCCUGCUAACCAGGUACCACCGACAGCUCAGCUGAACCUCCCGUCCCAUCUUCCACUCCCAGCUUCCCCCGUUGUGCACAUUGGCCCGGUCCAGCAGUCUGCCUUAGUGUCCCCGGGUCAGCAGAUCGUGUCUCCAACGCCACACCAGCAGUACUCCGCUCUGCAGUCCUCCCCAAUCCCGAUCGCAACACCCCCCCAUAUGUCGGCCUCUCCUCCCGCUCAGAUCCCCCCGCUGCCCCUGCCGUCCAUGCAGUCUUUGCAAGUGCAGCCUGAAAUUCUGUCCCAGGGUCAGGUUUUGGUGCAGAAUGCUUUGGUGUCCGAAGAGGAGCUUCCGGCUGCCGAAGCUUUGGUCCAGUUGCCAUUUCAGACUCUUCCUCCUCCACAGACUGUGGCGGUAAACCUACAAGUCCAGCCACCGGCAUCUGUUGACCCACCAGUGGUUUACCAAGUAGAAGAUGUGUGUGAGGAAGAAAUGCCCGAAGAGCGAGAGGAGUGUGUGCGCAUGGACAGGACCCCGCCCCCGCCUACCCUUUCCCCCGCGGCCAUCGCCGUGGGCAGAGAAGACCUGACCUCAGAGCAUCCUCUGCUAGAGCAAGUGGAGUUACCUGCUGUGGUGUCGGUCAGUGCUUCAGUGAUCAAAUCUCCAUCAGACCCUUCACACGUCUCCAUUCCUCCACCUCCGCUAUUGCUUCCAGCUGCUGCCACGAGGAGUAAUAAUACAUCUCUGUCCAGUACAAUUCCCAGUAUGGAGAACAAACCUCCACAGGCGAUUGUUAAGCCACAGAUCCUGACCCAUGUGAUUGAAGGCUUUGUGAUUCAGGAGGGAUUAGAGCCAUUUCCUGUGACUCGUUCAUCUUUGCUAACAGAACAGCCCGUUAAAAAAAGGCCUCUUUUGGAUAACCAGGUGAUAAAUUCUGUUUGUGUUCAGCCAGAACUGCAGAACAAUACAAAGCACGCGGAUAAUUCAUCUGACACAGAGAUAGAAGACAUGAUUGCGGAAGAGACAUUAGAAGAGAUGGACAGUGAAUUGCUGAAAUGUGAAUUUUGUGGAAAGAUGGGAUAUGCUAAUGAAUUUCUUCGCUCCAAACGAUUCUGUACUAUGUCAUGUGCCAAAAGGUACAAUGUUAGUUGUUCAAAAAAAUUUGCACUUAGUCGCUGGAAUCGUAAGCCUGAUACCCAAAGCCUCGGGCACCGUGGCCGCCGCCCCAGCGGCCCUGACGGGGCGGCCAGAGAGCAUCUCCUUAGGCAGCUUCCAAUUACUUAUCCAUCUGCAGAAGAAGACUUGGCUCCUCAUGAAGAUUCUGUGCCAUCUGCUAUGACCACUCGGCUGCGCAGGCAGAGUGAGCGGGAGCGAGAGCGCGAGCUCCGGGAUGUGAGGAUCAGGAAGAUGCCCGAGAACGCUGACUUGCUGCCAGUUGCACAGACAGAGCCGUCUAUCUGGACUGUUGAUGACGUGUGGGCCUUCAUUCACUCUUUGCCUGGCUGCCAGGAUAUUGCGGAUGAGUUCAGAGCACAGGAGAUUGAUGGACAGGCACUUCUCUUGCUAAAAGAAGACCAUCUUAUGAGUGCAAUGAAUAUAAAGCUAGGCCCAGCCCUAAAGAUCUGUGCACGCAUCAACUCUCUGAAGGAAUCUUAACAGGAUCACAAAAUCUUGUGAUAACUCUCCUCACACAAAUGUAAUGUGUAAGGUAAAAAGGCUGAAGUUGGCCUUAAAAAUCACACUUUCUUUGGUGGAGAGCCAAGCACAGUGGGAUCUAUGCCUCAAAAGCUGACAUUUCUUCAACAUAUUCAUGCAUUUUCAUAAUUUACCAACAUUGGUGAAAUUAAUUUUACAUGUUGCACACAACAUUGAAAGACUUGUUACAGAGGGCCAUGAUAUUUUUCAAAGAAAUGUGUUAUACUAGAUAAUUUUUUAAAGGGUGAUGUUUAUCAUUAAUAUAAAAAGUCCUUUUAAAAAGUAAUUUGAUGAUUUACAUUUUCCUCUUUUGAUUCGGUUUUCGUAUACAUUUUUCUACCCUGUAAAUUUUCUAUAGGUUGUGAUGAGAGAUAACAUUUGGAGUCCGGUGACUGGAAUUGUAUGAAAUGAGGUAUCAUUGUGUGCUUUAGAGAAACAUCUCUGUUAGUUGCUUUGUGAAAAAGGUUUGCAUUCUUGGAUAAAUAACACUAUCUGUGACUUGGAAGAGUUGGUUUCUGUUCCAAAUUUGAGUGAAGAGUUUAUUUGGUAUUGCUAAAUAUCCUGCAGUUCUCAAGAGAAGCAGAGAUGUCAGGUCAAGAUGUCAGCAGUGCCAAGGUUAGGACCCUGACGUAGGAGUGACCAGUGUUUCAGUAUUUCACCAAAAAGGAUAUUUUUUUAAAGGAUCAUAAGAAUAUUAUAUUGACGUAUUUCAGAUAGCACUAAUGUUCUGCUGAAGUUUUUUCUCAGUUUUGUACAUACUAGAAAGACUGAAAGUCUGUUAAAUUGGCAUAUAAAAAAAGGUCGCAUGUUCAAGUAAUGAUUCUCAGAAGGUACUGAUUCAUACUAUCUUUCAUAUCUGUGUUCCGUUGCUCUGGUGAGGGCAUAUGAUUAUAGUUUAUGAAUCAGUGCUGGCGGGCAGAUAGUUUUAGCAGAUAUGUUAGAUAUGUCAUUGCUCUCUAGAUUAUUUUAGAUAUUGAACAUGCCAGG